UCUCUCUUACGUCCCGUCCGUGAGCAGUGAGCUGGCCGCGGCGGAGAUUUCUCCUUCUGGUCGGAUCGUAUCUUUUCACCAACUGAGCUCUCUCUUUUUUUUGUGUUUUUACGCGCUUGACAUAUAUCGGAGUGGAAAAGUCGGCGCGUCGGUGCGCAAUCGCCAGCAAAUCUUUUUGUCCUUGCGCUGCGCCUCCGUGGCAAUGGAUUGAUUUCAGUGUUUUUUCUCCGACCUCUGCCUCGACCAAGUUGAGAAAACAGUCCGUCUAACCUGCGGCUCUCUCUCUCUCUCUCUUUCCAGCUACAUGUUUCAUCCGGCCACUUUUAAAAGUACCUGGUUCCGGAUGUUUCUGCAGAUUUUGGGACUUUGAACUUUUUUUUUUCCUCCCCUUGUGCAUUUGCAGGAGGUGGCCGGGGGAUUUUAAGGAUUUUUUCCCCCAAUAAUAAUAAUACAAAAAGAAAGCUUCUCCUGGGUUCCUGAAGCCUGCAAAGAUUUAUUUGUGAAAAGUGAUGGCCGAGCGGGGAGCUCUGUCGCUCCUCUCUCUCCUCUGUCUCACCUUUCUCUACACCGAGACCACCGCGGCAAAGCAUGUCGACAAAGCGCCAGCAGCGCAGCCCUUCAGCCCCUUCUGGUUCACAGUGGAACCCCAAGACACACUGGCCAUCCGGGGCAACUCAGCGCUGCUCAACUGCUCGACCCACAGCGAUGCAGCCACACGCGUAGAGUGGAAGAAAGACGGCACCUUCAUGAGCCUGGUUUCAGAUGAGAGACGACGCAUACUCCCCGACGGCUCGUUGUUCUUCACCCACGUGGUGCACUCCAAGCACAACAAGCCUGAUGAGGGCACAUACCAGUGCGUUGCCACCAUUGACAACUUGGGGUCCAUUUCUAGUCGCACAGCACGCCUCUCUGUAGCAGGUAUACCGAGGUUCGUGAGCCAACCAGCGCCAUCCACUGUACGUCUUGGGGAUAACCAGGUGAUGGCGUGUGAGGUCAACUCGGACCUGGUGCCCUUUACCCGGUGGGAGAAAGACCGCCAACCCCUGGAGCUGAACAACAGGCUUCUCCUACUUCCCAGCGGUGCAUUGGUGGUCAGCAAUGCCACAGAGGCGGACGCAGGCCUUUACCGCUGCCUGGUGGAGAACGUGGGGUCGUCAAAAUCCAGCGACGAGGCCCAGCUCCAGAUACUGCCAGAAACCGGAGAAGAGAGGAAGCCGGAGUUCCUGGUGCAGCCUGUGUCCGUGACCAAAACGGUGGGCGCCAGUGUGCUGCUACCCUGCAUGGCCAAUGGUUACCCUGCACCACAUAUCCGCUGGAUGUUUGAAGACAAGCUGCUAGAAGAAAGUGAGGGUCGUGUGGAGGUGCUGGGAGGGGGCAGUCUCCAAAUUUCCAAUCUCACAGAAGCAGAUGCCGGAGUCUACACCUGUAUGGCGGACAAUUCCAACGCCACCAUUGAAGUCCAGGCCCAACUCACAAUACAAGUUCCACCCCAGUUUGUCAAGAAGCCAGCCAACAUUUAUGCCCAUGAGUCCAUGGACAUUAUCUUUGAGUGUGAGGUCUCCGGCACACCAGCUCCCACUGUUAAAUGGGUCAAGAAUGGAGAUGCUGUCAUCCCCAGUGACUACUUCAAAAUUAUUAAGGAGCACAACCUGCAGGUUCUGGGUCUGGUCAAGUCAGAUGAAGGUUUCUACCAGUGCCUUGCGGAGAAUGAUGCAGGCAACAUCCAGUCCAGCGCACAGCUCAUCAUUUUGGAUCACGAUGUAGCCCUGCCCUCUUUCCCUCCCCCCUCACUGACUCCUAACACUACUGACCAUGUAACGCCAGGCUCCGGAGGUGUAGCCAGUCCAGCAGGGCCAACACCCUCCGCCCCUCGAGAUGUCGUGGCAUCACUGGUUUCCACCCGCUUCAUCAAGCUUACCUGGCGCCCACCGGCUGAACCGCACGGAGACGAGUUAACCUACUCUGUUUUCUACAGCCAGGAGGGCACUAGCAGGGAGCGAGUCGUGAAUACCAGCCGUCCAGGGGAGAUGCAGGUCACCAUCCAGAACCUCAUGCCAGACACCAAAUAUCGUUUCAGGGUUGUGGCCCACAACAGCAACGGCCAGGGAGAGAGCUCUGCAGCGCUCAAAGUGGCCACCCAAGCUGAAGUCCAAGUGCCGGGCCCUGCCCCCAACCUGCAGGCUGUGUCGAACACGCCGACCUCCGUCUCCCUGAGCUGGGACACACCCCUCACAGGCAAUGGAGAGAUCCUCACCUACAAGUUGUACUACACAGACAAAAGCAUCGGCACCGAACAGGACGUUGACAGCGAUGGUCUGUCCUACACCAUGACUGGACUGAAGAAAAACACAGAGUACAGUUUUCGUGUGGUGGCCAACAACAAGCACGGUCCAGGUGUCUCCACUGAAGACAUCGUAGUCCGCACCCUGUCUGACGUGCCAAGCGGCCCUCCACAAAAUUUCACGCUUGAGGUCCAGAACUCAAAGAGCAUCAUGCUUAGGUGGCAGCCCCCACCACAAAAUGCCCAGAAUGGAGAGAUCACUGGCUACAAGAUCCGAUACCGCAAAGGAUCACGAAGGAGUGAGGCAGCUGAGCUCACCGGAGGCACCCAGCUUUAUAAGCUCAUUGAUGGUCUGGAGCGUGGGACAGAGUACACCUUCCGAGUGUCUGCCAUGACGGUGAAUGGCACAGGACCGGCCACCGAGUGGACCACAGCAGAGACGUUUGAGAGCGACCUGGACGAAUCGCGUGUACCGGACCAGCCCAGCUCGCUUCACGUCCGGCCGCUGGUCAACAGCAUCGUGGUGAGCUGGACGCCACCGGAGAACCAGGACAUCGUGGUACGUGGUUACACCAUCGGCUACGGGAUCGGGAGUCCCCACGCUCAGACCAUCAAAGUGGACUACAAGCAGCGCUACUACACUAUCGAGAACCUCGACCCCAGCUCACAUUAUGUGAUCACACUGAAGGCCUAUAACAACGUGGGUGAGGGGAUACCUGUGUAUGAGAGCGCCAUCACCAGACCUCAAUCAGUACCAGACCCCACUCCUAUGAUGCCUCCCGUGGGUGUUCAGGCCGCCGUGCUGAGCCACGACACCAUCAAGGUGACCUGGGCUGACAACUCGCUGCCCAAGAACCAAAAGAUCACAGAUAACCGCUACUAUACAGUACGCUGGAAGACCAACAUCCCUGCCAACACCAAAGUGAAGAUGGCCAACACCACCAGCCUGAAUCACAUGGUGACGGGACUGAAACCCAACACGCUAUAUGAGUUCUCCGUCAUGGUGACCAAAGGCCGCCGCACCAGCACUUGGAGCAUGACAGCACAGGGAACCACCUUUGAGACCAUUCCCAGCUCCUCCCCGAAAGACGUGACAGUAGUGAGCAAAGAGAACAAACCUCGCACCAUCAUUGUCAACUGGCAACCUCCGUCUGAGGCCAAUGGAAAGAUAACUGGUUACAUCAUCUACUACAGUACAGACGUAAACGCAGAGGUUCACGACUGGGUUAUUGAACCAGUGGUGGGCAACCGUCUGACUCACCAGAUCCAGGAGCUGACGCUGGACACAACAUACUACUUCAAGAUCCAGGCCCGAAACUCAAAAGGAAUGGGUCCAAUGUCCGAGGCUGUGCAGUUCCGAACUCCAAAGACCUCAAAUCUGCCAUCGAAACCUGGGCCUCCAGGCAACACGCUUAUAAUUGACCCUGGAUCCACAGUUGGUAAAUCAGGGGUGGGAAGCGGUGAAAAUCACAUCCUGGUCAUUGUCAUCAUCAUCUCAGUGGGAGCGUUCACCAUCAUCGUGGUGGUGGUGGGUGCCUUUCUGUGCACGCGGCGCACCACGUCCCAUCAGAAAAAAAAGCGUGCUGCCUCCAAGUCCUCCAACGGCUCCCAUAAAUACAAGGGGAACUCCAAAGACCUGAAGCCACCUGAUCUUUGGAUUCACCAUGAGAGACUAGAACUCAAACCCAUGGACAAGUCGCCAGAACCGAACCCGGUCAUGACUGAAACGCCCAUUCCCCGCGCCUCACAGGACAUCACGCCAGCUGACAGUGGCCUUGACAGCAACCCUCACCUGCAGCAGAGGCGCAACUCCUACCGUGGCCACGAAUCAGAGGACAGCAUGUCUACACUAGCAGGCCGGCGAGGGAUGAGGCCUAAAAUGAUGAUGCCUUUUGAUGCACAGCCACCUCAGCCUGUGAUUAGUGCUCACCCCAUCCAUUCCCUUGAUAACCAUCACCACCAUUAUCACAUGGGCAGCCUGGCGUCGCCGACACGCAGCUACCUCUACCACCAAGGCAGCGGGCACCUACGCCCGCAUGCCUGCGCCACCCCUAUCUCCCAUCUAGACAGGGUGGACUCUACAGAGUCGGUAAGGAAUACCCCCAGUUCAGAGCCCCUCCCUCCAGCCACAGCCUCCUCCCAGGUCUCCUGCCCCUCGGAGAUCCUAGCCGACCCUGAGGGCAGCUAUCACGGCUCCACCACCACAGAGGAGGAGCCCAGCUACACCAGCAAUCUGCCCCCCCACCGCUCAGCCCACCCGCACGCCCACGCCCACCCACUCAAGAGCUUUGCCGUACCUGCCAUCCCAGCCAGCAGCCACCCAUCAUACGAGUCACCUGCUUUGCCCAGUACACCCCUGCUCGCUCAGACCGGACCUCCUACUCACCCCCAUGUCGUUAAAACAGCCUCCAUUGGAACACUUGGAAGGACACGAACACCCAUGGCAGUCACUGUGCCCAACGCCCCUGAUGUGCCAGAGACCAGCAAGAUGCUCGAAGAUGUAGACAGCAGCUACGAGCCUGACGAGCUGACCGAGGAGAUGGCCCACCUCGAGGGCCUGAUGAAGGACCUGAACGCCAUCACCACAGCACCAUGAGCAUGCACACGCACACACACCUACACGCACCGACACACUAUCUCCGUCAUCCACACAGACAGAACCGCACACACACGCAUACAGAAAGACACACACUCUAAAGUCAAAACAACACACCCAAACAUAAAUCUUGGAAACCAGAGGCUGGUGGACACAAAAUGGCUUCUUGUGCCCAAGAAACUCUCACGUCCCCCUGCAGAGAAAAAAAAAACAAAAACAAACUCCAGACUGAAACUUAGGAACUUUUUUCGGCUUACCUUGCUCAGUCUCAGGAAGGAGAUUGCCAUGAGAGGGAAGAAAAGUGAGACGCUUCAUCUUUUUAUGAAGAACCAUUCUCAGAGACAAUGAACUUUUAAAACAUUGGUCGCUUUCAACCGGAAGAUUGUGAAUUUUUUUCCUCAGCAAAAAUACGUACGGUAGGUGUUUGUGGUGUGCGACAGAAGACGGCUCAUUCAAGAUGAGACACAGUUGAAUUCAAUGUCAAGUCAAAAGGAGAAAGUCCAAAAAUAUGCUGGUAUUGAUGUUGGUGCUCAUGCGGCGCAGUCUACACACAGUGUUUGUUUGAUUAGUGUUUCUUUGUGCAUUUUGUAUAUCUAUUGGGCCAUUUCAGUGAAGUGAACAUUGGAUAUCAGCCCCCCUUUUACAAGCCUACAUUAUUCAUAAACGUGGUCAUUUUUUGUUUUUACCCCCUUGUGUCAUAUAUUGUGCCAUGACUUUUUAUUAUUUUCUAUGUUAUUGUAUUAUUUUUUUACACACAUAUCCUUAUAAACAUGUACAUAUGUUGUUUUUUUGUUUUUGUUUUUUAAAAACUGCCUCAUUCUUUUGAUUUUUCCCAUUGUUUCAUUAUUAUUAUUUGGGAUGAAAAGUGGGAUUACAAAGGAGUCCUGAAGUUCAGUUCUCAUAUCAACAGGGGAGAGAAGCCUGAUGUGUUUCUACACUACAAUUUUGAAUGGAUUCUUGCAUUCUUCUCUGGCAUUGUGUUGCCCCCUUUGUACAUUAAAAUGUUUUUUUCAGUCUUUUAUUUGUUGUGGGAGCUCCGUUUUAAAAGCCUUACCAACGUGUUUGUAUAUUGGAUGGUCGAGACGUAUCGGCCCUCCAAGGAUGUCGCUCGGAGUUCUGUCACUCGCUGCCAUGGCAGUUUCUCUAUCAUUCUGUGGGACUUGACAGUAUCUCCUCACAGGUCAGGGGUACCUAGGACUCAGGGCACUGACCCCUUCCCCUCCCCCCUUAAAAAAAAAAAAAAGAAACCCUCACAUGGCACCCAGUCAAUCAAUCACCUGCAACAGACGAGUUAUCUUUUAUACGAAAAGUUCGAUCGAAUGUGUGUGAUGUUUCCAAAAAACCAAUAUUUGGUUUCAGACGUCUGUACUGCUGAACCACGUGUGCAUUUUCCCACAGCGGAGCGUGUUUACUGUUUUCUUUUUUCUGCUGUUCUUCAUCAAAAUGCGACACCCUGGUUCUUUUACAAAUCUCAUGAGAUGCAAAGAUGUUGGCCUUUUUGAAGGGGACUCCCAGAUUUUUUUUUUUUUUACAUGGUAGUUUUUGUAUGAAGAAAAAAAGAAGCUUGUUCUAUACACAAAUCUGAUGUAAAAAGGAAAAAAGAAAAGUUCAUCUAAGAAACUAGUUUUUCAUUACCCUCUUACCCAAAGAAACUUGUCAUUUGCAAUCAUAGUAAUUUGCUCUACUUUUGUGAAUACCAUGUUUCUCAUAAAUGUACAUCAUCAUGAAUGUCAAUAUAACUGUAAGAGAUUUUAACUACGGAUACAAACAAGGAACAAGUUUUCGGGGGGAAAAAAAUGAUUGAAAACAAAGGGGGGAGAAAAAGGACCGACUCCAUUUGGGAAAUAAUCUAUUGAGUUGUAAACAGUUGAACCUGUAUUGCACUUUUUCACAAUUUUUGAAAAGUACAUUUCUUACAUAUCUUGUGUUUUAAAUAUCAAAAGCUGUUUGUGUAACGUAGUGUCCUAGGUAAGCAGCAGGCAGCUGGUCUUGUUUUUUAUGUUUUUUUGUUUUUUUUUAAUGUUUUUGUUUUGUUUUUUGUUUUUUUUGCUUCAGAGAUGAUAUGAAUUUGAGCAGCCGAGUGUUUACUUUGCAGCUCAAGAUGAGGAAUUCUGUUGUUGCUUGUUCAUGUACAGAGCUUUCUUUGCUUUCUGUAGAAAAAAAAUCUGUGGCUUUUUAAAAAAUGUUGAAAAAAAAAUGUUUGGAAAAAAAAUAUGUUUUUUUAUUGGUGCUCCUAUACAUUGUGUAUA
This is a messenger RNA of Scomber japonicus (chub mackerel), 7126 nucleotides long. RefSeq names its product neogenin 1a (gene neo1a). Gene Ontology annotation, cellular component: membrane. Gene Ontology annotation, biological process: cell-cell adhesion. The transcript is spliced from 28 exons. Bases 510 to 4877 code for a protein of 1455 amino acids. Gene Ontology annotation, molecular function: protein binding. Lineage: Eukaryota; Metazoa; Chordata; Actinopteri; Scombriformes; Scombridae. The record is from RefSeq and is a predicted model, not a curated record.